Molecule: messenger RNA, 4152 nt
Organism: Anolis sagrei ordinatus
Lineage: Eukaryota; Metazoa; Chordata; Lepidosauria; Squamata; Anolidae
Gene: GCGR
Product: glucagon receptor
Biological process (GO): adenylate cyclase-activating G protein-coupled receptor signaling pathway; cell surface receptor signaling pathway
Cellular component (GO): plasma membrane
Molecular function (GO): peptide hormone binding; glucagon receptor activity
Source: RefSeq, a predicted model, not a curated record
GCCUCUCGCCAAACUUCGGAGGGUCGCAGAGCGUAGGGAGAGAGAGGCGCGAGCCCCUGGCUCUACAGCUUCCUUCACCCGGAGAUGCGCCCGAGGAGUGCCGGAAACACCCGAAGGCGGCCAGAGUUCCUGCCAAACCAGGACAUUCUGUAGCCGGUCAGCUGCUCCGGGAGCUUCUCAAUGCGGUUUCCUAGCCCUCCAGAGGGAUGUCCCAGUCAGACCACCUCACUAUCCUGCUGGUGCUGGCAUUAUGCCUCCAGGGAGCCCCAGCCCAGAUUAUGGACUACCUCUUUGAGAGCUGGAAGGCUUAUAGCGAAGAGUGUCACCACAACAUGAGCCUCCUGCCGCCACCUACUGAACUUGUCUGCAACCGAACUUUUGACAAAUACUCGUGUUGGCCUGAUGCACAACCCAACACCACUGUCAAUGUUUCCUGUCCCUGGUUCCUGCCCUGGUAUGACCAAGUGAAGCAUGGCUAUGUAUUUAAGAAGUGUGGCCCAGAUGGGCAAUGGGUAACUACCCCUGAAGGGAAGUCAAUGCGGGAUGCCCAUCAGUGUGUGAUGGACAACAAGACCAUCUCAGACCAGGAGAGGUUUGCAAAGAUCUAUGGUAGCUUCAAGGUGAUGUACACAGUUGGCUACUCAGUGUCUCUCUGCGCCCUCCUUCUUGCCUUGGCUGUGCUGCUAGGCUUCAGCAAGCUGCACUGCAUGCGCAACUACAUCCACAUGAACCUCUUCGCCUCCUUCAUCCUGAAGGGCAUCUCGGUGCUUAUCAUCGACAUGCUGCUCAACACCCGCUACAGUGAGAAGAUCGACGACUACAACGUGGGCCUUUGGCUGAGUCAUGAGGCGGCGGCAGGCUGCCGAGCAGCCACUGUGUUUAUGCAGUACGGCAUUGUGGCCAACUACUGUUGGCUUCUAGUGGAAGGGAUCUACCUGCACAACUUGCUCGUGCUGGCUGUUUUCUCCGAGCGCAGCUACUUCACCCUCUACCUCUGCAUCGGCUGGGGAGCCCCAAUUCUCUUCAUUGUGCCAUGGGUAGUGGUGAAAUUUCUUUAUGAAAAUAUUCAAUGCUGGAGUACCAACAAUAACAUGGGUUUCUGGUGGAUCCUGCGUUUCCCUGUCUUUCUGGCCAUCUUUAUCAAUUUCUUCAUUUUUAUCCGUAUCAUUCAGAUAUUGGUCUCCAAACUCCGUGCCCACCAGAUGCGCUACACAGACUACAAAUUCCGGCUGGCCAAGUCCACGCUGACACUUAUUCCAUUGCUGGGUAUCCAUGAGGUAGUUUUUGCCUUUGUCACUGAUGAACAUGCUCAGGGUACCCUGCGAUAUGUCAAGCUCUUCUUUGACCUCUUCCUCAGCUCCUUCCAGGGCAUGCUGGUGGCCAUACUUUAUUGCUUUGUGAACAAAGAGGUACAGUCAGAGCUCACAAAGAAAUGGACACGCUGGAAGCUUGGCUGGGACAUAGAAGAGGAGUACAAGCACACAUACAGCCACACACCCAAUGUCCGCAAUGGGGGUGCCAGCACCUUCGAGAAGCACAAACUGGUUGGCAACUACCUCAAUGGGCUGGGGCGCAGCCAGGCCACUGUCCAUACGAGCACGCAGUAUCUGGAGAGGACAGGCUGCAGUGCCAGUGAAAACUUGGCCGCAGGUGGAAACUGGCAUCCCCAGGGCCAUGACUCCCCUGACACUGUGGAGAGCAACUUCUGAAGGAGGUCUUCCCAGAGGACAGCCACACUGGAGGCCAGGCAUGGCAGCGGACUCUGCCAGGAACCUGAACUUGAAAACAUUGAGAAAGGACAUGUGACUGGAAACAGUAUCAUCUUCUAAUUUUCCUGGAGAUGUUGCUGGAACAGUGCGAGUUCUUUUCUGUUGGAGAGAUAUGUGUUUGACCCAAUGAGACUUACUGCCUUGCCUGUACGCAAGGCACAGUACCCCACUGCUGUGCUGCAUUAGAUGGAACAAGGCAGGAGUAACACAGUCACAGAAUACACUAAGGGAAGUGACAGUGCCAAACCAAUUUUGUGUAAGAAGAAAUUCUGUACUUUGGUAAGCUCUGAAAAGUUGCACAGUUUAGAGGCUGUGCCAUGAUCAGUCCUGAUCAAAUCUUUGGGAAUCUCAGAAUCCCUUUUAAAACAAAAUGUUAGCCCUUGUAUUUACAGAGAACAAGUUAAGAAUGUGUCAGCACUAUUUGCUAAAAGUUUUUUUUAAGCAUGGACAUUGUGCAGUUGCUUUUAUUAGUCAUGGAGCAAGAUGUAUUUAGCUAUUCCCUAAGUUUCACUUAUUUUACCCCUCUCUUCCAGAUAAAUAAAUCUUAGUAUAAAGUUCUGCCAAAAAAAGGGUCCUCAAAAGAAUUUUGCAGCAAAACUUCCAAAUAUAUAAUUGUCCAAUAUGAUUAUGACUAAAAUCCUGCAUAAAGUAAGUGGAGCAAAAUAUUCUUCCCGCACUGCUCUGUAUCCUCUAGCCCUCUGCUUCUUAAACUGCGGGUCUGGACCCCAAAUGGGGCCCUCUUAGCUCAGUGUUGGAUUCCUGAAAAGCUUGGCAACAGUAAAAGGUUCCUGAAUGCCACUCAUUUCUAAAAAUCUGAUAGCAACAAAAUACAGUGUUUACAGUGGAUUCUGCAGAAGAUGCUUCAGCUGUACUCCACAAAAAGGAAAAUCAGCCAGUUUAGCAAGUCUUGAGAAUAUUGAUUUGUUAUCAGAAAAUUCUUGAUUUGUACAUUUAUUUUAUAUACCUAUAUACCCAGGGUCACGAAAAAUUCUCAGAUCAAAAUGAAUGAAAAAUAUUUUAAGAAGCCCUACUCUAGUUCAUCUUGGUAGCUGACAUGUCCCACCAGGGAAAAGGAGACCAUUCAUAUAAUGAACAAACAUGGUCUCAGAAGUGGAAAAUAAGGUAGAGCGCCCUCUCCUUUCCCUUUUCCUUGGAGGCCAGAGCAGCUGCAUCUUCUCUGAAUUCCUUCUGCUGUACCCUCUGGUAAGCAGCAGCAGCAGCAGCAGCAAUGCUGCUUCCAAAGCUUGACAGCUGCUGGGGGAGAGGGGGUUGGGAUGAAAGGGAAAGACCUCUGAAAAAGUCUCACUAAGAAAAAUCCUGUGAUAAGGUUGUAGUCAACUUGAAAGCACAUCACAACAGUGAUGUAAACAGGACAGGGGACUCCCUGUGUUCUAGUUGCACCAUGUCAUGUUCAAUGAGUGCAAAAGAAGGGAGCAGUAGCCAAGCCUCUUGAAGGAAAUGGGAGCAGAUGAAGCUUCGGAUUUUGGCAGUUGCAGUGACAAAGGAAGUGUUUCCUGCAGAGAGAAUGUUAUGCUCCACCUAUAAUGGUCACUCAGGACCAGGGCUACGCAUCCUCAGCCAUGAAAGGAGGUGUAACACUUCACCACAACUACUGGCCUUCCACACGGCCCUGUAUCAAGGCAGAAAAUCCCACAUUAUCUGAGUGUGGACUCAUAUAACCCAGUUCAAAGCAGAUAUUGUGGGAUUUUCUGUCUUGGUAUUCUGGGUUAUAUGGCUGUGGAGAAGGUCCUCACCAAAAUGCUACCAUCUCUGGAAUCCAUGGGGCCCUUCUACACUGGCCUAUAUCCCAGAAUAUCAAGGCAGAAAAUCCCACAUUAUCUGAGUAUGGACUCAGAUAACCCAGUUCAAAGCAGAUAUUGUAGGAUUUUCUGCUUUGAUAUUCUGGGAUAUAAGUCUGUGGGGAAUGGCCCAUACUUGUUCCUUUUAUUCUCAAACAACCUUUUUCUUGGCUGAUUUUGUAACCUUGAGGGGUUGAGGCAGGAAGGUGAUAUCAGCUCCAAUGGCCACUUUGUGUCUCUAUAUGUCUGUUAGUCAGUGCCAGUGUCCAGGGGCUCAAACACCUCAAUAUACUGUGCUAUAUUCUAGCAACCUGGUUAGUGCCUCCUCUUAAUGCAGUGAGAGGCUUGUCCUAAGCAAGAAACUGGUCCGUGCUACAUGUAUCAACAUGGACAGGAACAGGUGUCCUGCACCAGUCCUGCCCUUCACAAGUUUUAACCUUUCCAAGUUAAAAUUAGAAACAGUGCAACAAACAGGUAAUUGUCCUCUCCAGUGGCCAAGACCUUGUACUCUCCAGGCCAGUUCCAGCAGCCCUUGGAGGGGCAUUGAGACUCUGCUGCCAACAUUGCACUUCAUCAAAACAAAA